AUGGCGUACGCAUCUCCCCCCGCCAGCGGAUACUUUGCCGCCGGCAGCCCCCCUCAGUACGUGACCCCCGGCCCGUACACGGCUACAUACACAACGGUGCCGCCUCAAAGCACACAGUUCUACUACGUUGUCCAGCAGCAGCCCCAGACCCGGCCCCGGAAGUGCAUUUUCAGAGUUGUCUGCGAGACACUCGGCUGGUUGACUUCCGCCGUCGUCUGCACGCUAUGUUCUGCUGCGUGUGGCGCUGCGAGCUGCUGCAUCAAUGGCUUUGUCGAGGACGAAUUUGUUCCGAGUAAACCGCAGCACCAGUAG
This is a messenger RNA of Besnoitia besnoiti, 312 nucleotides long. RefSeq lists its product as uncharacterized. The transcript has a single exon. Lineage: Eukaryota; Apicomplexa; Conoidasida; Eucoccidiorida; Sarcocystidae. Bases 1 to 312 code for a protein of 103 amino acids. The record is from RefSeq and is a predicted model, not a curated record.